AUGAAAGAGAAGUUUGAUAAGAAUUGGGGGGGUCCACAAAAGAUGAACAAAAUGAUUUUUAUUUCAUGUGUGUUCGAUCCACGCCACAAGUUUCAAUCUCUUUCAUUUCCUCUUGCUGCCAUGUUUGGAGAAACAAUAGGUGUGAAAAGACAAAUUGAGGUGAAGACAUACAUGGAAUCUUUGUUCAAUGUGUAUGCAAAGAAGAAUGGUGGUUCUGGUUCAUCUCCAUCUUCUCCAUCUUCCGGUUCAUGUCCAUCUUCUCCAUCUUCCCCUGGUUCAUGUCCAUCUUCUCCAACUUCAUCUACUUCUUCAUCAUCGCUUUCAAAAUUCAUGUUAGAUUUAAAGAAACAUAAGAAGGGUGAAGGAAUUGAUUCUAAAACAGAGUUAGAUGAAUAUUUGGGUGAAGAUGUUGAGGAAAACUUUGAAAAUUUUAAAAUUCUGGGGUGGUGGAAGUUGAAUUCACCCAGAUUUCCCGCACUUGCUGAGAUGACACGUGAUGUGCUAGUCAUUCCUAUUUCUAGUGUUGCCUCAGAAUUAGCCUUUAGUACCGGUGGACGCAUACUUGAUCCAUUUAGGAGUUCAUUGACUCCUAGAUUGGUUCAAGCUCUUGUGUGUGUCCAAGAUUGGCUUCGGUACGAAUCAACAACUUCGGUUAAAAUUGAAGAAGAUUUAGAUAAUCUUGAACAAUUUGAAGCGGACUUUAUUAAUACCGGAAGAGAGCCUUGCAUCGUUGACAUGUAGAAGUGUUGCAGAACUUGAAAGCGUGCCAGGAAUCAGGAUUGAGUGCGAUUGUCAUAGAAGUUGGAACUUGGAACUCUUUUGUGUAGUCUAUUAAGGAAUUCUGGUUGAGGAUUUCAGUUCAUUAGACAUAUAUUUGAGAUUUCAGUAUAUUUUGUUUUGUUAUGAAGAUUGUGUUUUGUUUAUGUAAUGGAUUCUAUCACAAGAAUUAGGAUUUGCAGCUUUCCUUUUCUUGUUGAAUUAUAAUUAUUAACUAUGUGUAUGUCAAUUAGGACUGAUGUUCGAGAACUUUGUUCACAAGAAUUAGAACUAUAGAGAUGACCAAGAACUAUGUGGAUUAGGACUGAUGUUCACAAGA
Messenger RNA from Nicotiana tabacum (common tobacco), 1096 nucleotides. The record is from RefSeq and is a predicted model, not a curated record. Lineage: Eukaryota; Viridiplantae; Streptophyta; Magnoliopsida; Solanales; Solanaceae.